AUGUUAUCGCUUGCAUCUCCUAUCCUCGGCCUGGCCGCAGCCGCGUCUCUGGUCACGGCUAGCCUGUUACCAAAUAUCCUUUUUAAGGAUGUUGUGGUUGUCGGUGGCGGUGCUUCUGGUGCCUACGCUGCGGUGCGACUUCGCGAUGAUUUUGGCAAAAGUGUUGCUCUCAUCGAGAAGCAGAGCAUCCUUGGUGGUAUGGUCGACUCUUAUGUGGACCCCAAGACCGGCGCCCCUCUUGACUAUGGCGUCAAGAUUUUCAUCGACGCUGGUAAUGCGACGGGCUUCUUUGACCGGUUUGGCAUCGCCAGGGGCAACUCGUCCAACCCCACAGUCACAACCGAGUACAUUGACUUCCGAACCGGAGACGUGGUCAACAUGACGCUGCCACCUUUUCCCGACCAGUUUGCGGCCAUGGCCAAAUUCCUCGAGGUGGUCGAGCCGUGGGAGCACCUGAUGCAGCCGGGCUACUACGACUUUCCCCAGCCAGAUGCCAUUCCUGAAGAUCUUCUGAUUACGUUUGGUGAUUUUGUCACCAAGCAUGGUCUCGAAGACGCCGCCCCUCUGAUCUACGAGAGUACCGGCCUUGGCCUCGGGAACAUGACGCGGGAAACCACUCUGUUUGUUCUACAGUCGUUCGGUCCCUCCAUGGCUCGAGCGAUGCUCGGCAAGCAAGGAAUGUUUGUCCCUGCGUCCGGUCGCAACCAGGACCUGUACGAUGCCGUAGCCGAGCAUCUCGGCGAUGACGUCCUGUAUUCAAGCACAGUUGUUGACAGCUGGCGUACCCCGUAUGGCGUCUUCCUCACAGUGAAGAACAGCAAGACAGGCCAGAUCACCCUCAUCACAGCCCGCAGGCUCCUCCUCGCUAUCGAGCCGACCAAGGACAACAUGGCGCCUUUCGACCUGGAUGACAACGAGCGUACGGUCUUCUCCAAGUUUACUUACACUAACGAAUACACCGGUCUGGUGAACAAUUCUGCAUUCGCAACCAACUACUCGUACUUCAACCUCCCUGCCUCUGCCGCGCCUGACAACUAUCUGGCUCUGCCGAAUCCCUCGUUCACGGCUCGCAUUGACUACCUGGGUGGCGAUAAUGUGUUCAGGGUGACGAUCGUCGGUGACGAGACACUCGACUCUGCCGGCGCCAGACGACUGGUGCAAAAGGACUUUGAUACUCUCCGCAAAGCCGGUCGCCUGUUGGAUGCGAAGGAAGGGGAGCAGGUGAGCUGGGUCGACUUCUCUGCACAUGGGCCCAUGCAUGCCCGCGUGUCGGUUGCAGACUUGAAAGACGGCUUUUACCAGAAGCUAUACGCGCUGCAGGGAGGACGGUCGACCUGGUGGACCGGCGGCGCUUUUUCGGUCAAUUUCCAGACCACGUUGUGGCAGUACGAUGAACUUCUUUUUCCGGAGAUUCUCAAAGGGCUGAACUAG
Molecule: messenger RNA, 1431 nt
Organism: Aspergillus lentulus
Lineage: Eukaryota; Fungi; Ascomycota; Eurotiomycetes; Eurotiales; Aspergillaceae
Product: flavin monoamine oxidase family protein
Source: RefSeq, a predicted model, not a curated record